GAAUUUUCGGCAUUGUGUAAUACGGCCACACUGUAAGAAAGAAGCGGGAUCGCGCUUUAAAAUUUACGAAUUGCUGUGUUUUCAAAUUGGUGAGUUCGAAUCAUGCCCAGAAAAAAAGGAGCGGGAAGACCCAAGGCGCAAGUGUCCAAGCCAACGCUGGGCGACACGAACGCAGGAAGCGACGACGACACGGCUUUCCGAUCGCCUGAGCCAGAAGAUGGUACCGACUACGGCUUGGAGUUCACCACAAGCCGGCUCACCCUGAAUUCCAAUCGCCAAUGCUCGACGCUGCGCAAGGAGACUGCAGGCGGCCAGAGGUCGCGAGCAGCGGACAGAACCUCCAGCGAUGAGGAGGAUCAGGAGAAUCACCCUCCAGCAGCCAGAUCGGCGCAGACGAGCCGGGCGACCGCUCAGCAGGAGAGGCGUCAGGCCCCCAGCCAGCCGGUCAGGACGCAAGCACCAUCCACCGGAUCGGCCGGUGCCCAAAAUCAGACCAGGCGACGCAAGAUGGCCAACCCCUUGAGCCGAGCCAGGAGGAUGGAUCGCGAGAUCCGGCAUCUGCAGAACCAUCCCGGCAUUCUGCUACCCAAGCUGCCCUUCUCGCGUCUGGUGCGCGAGUUCAUCGUGAAGUACAGCGACGGAGCACCGAUGAGGAUCACCGAAGGCGCCCUGAACGCCCUGCAGGUGUCCUCCGAGUUGUUCGUGACGCAUCGUCUGGCCGACUCCUACAUGCUCACCAAGCACCGCAAUCGCGUCACUCUGGAGGUGCGCGACAUGGCAUUGAUGGGCUUCAUCAUCGACCGGGCCCACUAAUAGUCCAUAUCAUCUUAAAAUGUUAACUUAACUUUAAGUAUUUUUCCAGCAAUUUCUUUUAAGUUUGAGUAUAAACACCACCAAAUGAAUACAUGUUUUUUUAGUUUUA
Drosophila suzukii is the source of this 922-nucleotide messenger RNA. It is a transcript of the gene cid, whose product is annotated as centromere identifier. Gene Ontology annotation, cellular component: nucleosome. Gene Ontology annotation, molecular function: DNA binding; protein heterodimerization activity; structural constituent of chromatin. NCBI's taxonomy places the organism in Eukaryota, Metazoa, Arthropoda, Insecta, Diptera, Drosophilidae. The record is from RefSeq and is a predicted model, not a curated record.